Pseudovirgaria hyperparasitica is the source of this 1233-nucleotide messenger RNA. RefSeq names its product alpha/beta-hydrolase. Lineage: Eukaryota; Fungi; Ascomycota; Dothideomycetes; Acrospermales; Acrospermaceae. The record is from RefSeq and is a predicted model, not a curated record. The transcript is spliced from 4 exons. Bases 307 to 1233 code for a protein of 308 amino acids. Gene Ontology annotation, molecular function: hydrolase activity.
CGCAUCAGGAAGGCGCGUGGCGUCCCCCCCGGUCCACCCGCACGUAAGGUAGGUUACACCACCGGCCCGUCCUGGCCCAGCCCGCGGGGGGUUUAUACCACGGAUUUAGCCUGAUUAGGCACCCUUCAAUCACCACACACUACAGCGCCCGCAACGCCACCAGAGUUGGCAGAAAGCGUAUAUAAAGUUUGGCCUAAUACCCGCCUCGGGGUCAUUGCGUGUCUAUUUCAACGUCGCAUUAUCACCCGCGCGCUUUUGGCCUUUUUUUUUUAAAGUAUAUGUGUGUGAGAUUGUCGGGCUGCUGCUAUGAUGCUUUUUUGCACACGUUUGUUUGCGCUUGUGGCGGUUGCGUUUGCGGGCGUGGUGGUGGCGCGUCGGACUUGUGUUGAUGGUUCGCUUGUGGCGCAUAAUGGGUCGUCGGUGGGGUAUGAGAGGGUGUUUGAUGGAGUGAAUAUGUAUGUUUCGGAGCCGGAGAAGGGGACGGCGAGGGAUGGGGUUGCGGUGUUGUAUCUGACGGAUGUGUUUGGGAUUCAGCUGUUGCAGAAUAGACUCCUCGCCGACUCCUUCGCCCGCGCCGGCUACCUCACCCUCGCCCCCGACCUCUUCAACGGCACUCCGGCCCCAGUCGACCUCACAUCCCCCGGCACACCAGCCUUCAACACCAGCGCCUUCCUCGCGCAGCACGCCCCCAACACCACCGACCCCCUCGUCACCACCGCCCUGAACACCCUGCACACCCACUUCCACACCUCCCGCAUCGCAAUCACAGGCUACUGCUUCGGCGGCCGCUACGCCCUGCGCUUCCUUUCGCCCACACACACGCCCAGCGCACAGGUCGCCUAUGCCGCGCACCCAAGCCUGCUUGAGGACGGCGAGAUCCAGGCUGUUGGGGGUCCUGUGGGUGUGGCGUUUGCGGAGGUGGAUGGGAUGGUUGGGCCGGAGAGGAGGGGGGUGGUGGAGGGGUUGUUGGGCGGGACGGGGGUGCCGUAUGUGGUGGGGUUGUUUGGCGGGACGAGUCAUGGGUUUGGGGUGCGUGCGAAUGAAUCUAGUAAGAAGAGAAGACGAGAAGACGAGAAGACGAGAAGACGAGAAGACGAGAAGACGAGAAGACGAGAAGACGAGAAGACGAAAGUAGCAUCGUUAGGCCUGACAACCCAUUACUUAGAUAGAACAUGUUAUUCCUAUAACUUGCGUAUAAGUGUGCAAUUCUCGUUUUUCGGCUACGCUAUAUAG